UCAUGCUCAGCUCCGACCCUCUCUGCGAAAACAAAGAGUAAAACAUCUUCAGAACACACUACAGAAAUAGACGACGACUUGAAAGCCGUCAUCACUGUGAUAAUAUGCGUUCUCAUCCAUAAAUCAAAUCGGGUGUCAGAACCUAGUUCCCCUGUCUGUGUGUGUGCAGCGGAGUCUGGGAGGGGCGUCUGUCCGUCCGUCUGUCCGUCCGUCCGGGCAAUGGCGGAUGAGGUGGCCACCGUAUCUGUGGAGUGGGACAGCGGUGAUGGGGGCUUAGCAGAAUAACUCCUCUUUCUGCAUUCGUCUGGUUCUCUGUUUAGCUUGGUGUUCAGCUCUCGCCAUGGAUCCAGAGAAAACGCUGACGUUCUGCUCGGGCUGAAGGCUGAGGAGAUGACCAUGUCCCUGCAGGGGCUGGAUGGGACUGAAACUGCCACGGUGUCUGUUUCUCAGAAGGAGGCUGACGUGAGAACAGUGAAUAAGGUGGUGAAGCAUCAUCCAGGUUCUGCUAGUCGGCCUGUCGUCAGUCCCAAGUACUGCCCUGGAGUAAACAACAAUCCAGGUUACCUGUGUGAGACUGGACACUGCUGUGGAGAGACGGGCUGCUGUACCUACUAUUAUGAACUCUGGUGGUUCUGGCUGCUGUGGACAAUUCUGAUCCUCUUCAGCUGUUUUUGUGCUUACCGCCACCGUCGAGCCAAGCUGAGGAUCCAGCAGCAGCAGAGACAGAGGGAGAUCAACCUGAUCGCCUAUAAUGGAGCCUGCAACUACCCUUCCUCAAUGCUGGACCUCAGUUUUCUGGCUUCCUUUAAGUUGCCCUCCUAUGAGGAGGUGGCAGCUCAGCCCACUACCCCUCCUCCGCCUUACAGCUCCGUCUUUGCCCUGCAGGGAGGUUCCAUGGGGGGUCCCAGCUCCUCUUACCUCCAUCAUCACCACCUUCGUCACCCCUGUCCUCCCUACCUGGGCCCUGGCCCUGGUCCAAGUGGCCUGACCUCCUCCCAAAGCUCCGACAACUACACCAGCUGCUCCUGCGAGUCGUGCUCCCUCACUUCCCCCUCCAGCACCUCCUUCUCCGUCCAGGUGACGGAUGAGACGUACGACAGCAGCCACAUGACCACCGCCCAGUGAAGCAGGAGGUGACUUCACUGUCAUUCCGAGAAUUGGGGCCCAUUUUGCGCCAACUCCUUCCCCGUCACCUCCGCCUCAAGUUCCACCCGAUGUGAUACCUAUCGUCACUCCAGAUGUUGUUCCUGUACAAAGACAGUCAUCCAAUGGCAACACAGGCGUCUCAUCUUUGGCUCCACCGCUUUCUCUUUCUUUACACUCUCGUCCUUCUCACCCUUCUCGUCUCCCGCUCUCCCCUCUUAUCCUGUUAUCUUCCCUCCCUCCUGGUCAAGUCCAUCCUCUCGUCUUCUCAGACCCACUUGGAGCUAUGGCUGUUCCAAAGGUUAAAGAAAAGGCCUCCCCUUGUGGUCUAAUCCCAAGGUCCACCGUGUCUCCCCCGACACAGGCUCUCCUGUCCUCAAAUGUGGCUGCUUUCAUACAGUCCAACAGCAAAGAGGGGCAGAAGCAAGAUGAGGAGGAGGAGGAAGAAGAAGAUGACGAGGAGGAUCACUUCCGCCAUCGCCGGCUGACAGGGGACUCCGGCAUUGAGGUGUGUCGCUGCCAUGUGAAGAGAGAAGUGGACGAGGAAGUGCAGAAGGGGAGUUUUGGCAAAGGAGGGAAGGAGGCUGUGAAGGAAGUGGAGAGAGCAGGUGUGCUGCAUGACAGUGUUGACUGUUCUCUCCAAAGGAAGGCUGUUAAGUCGCCAAUGCUCGACGGUUCCUCAUCCUCCAGUGUAACGAAGAAGACAGGCGAGGCCUUCAUCACUAUGGAGACAUCAUAAGCCUACGGCGCGAGAGAUGAAGAAGUGGAAAAGGUGAGAUGUUAUCAGCAUCCUCGUAGAUCAAGACUAGUAAGUGAAAAGUUGAAUCACUGAAGAAAAGUCUUGCAGGUUUUGAGCAGAGGGACAGGAUGAGGGAUGUACUCUCUUGAUCUCUGUUCUAUUUCAAAGGAGAAAGUUUAAGAGAGGCCGGUAUCUGAAUGACCUUGCAGAGUUGAUUUAUUUGAGAGGAAGGCAUAUCUUUUUCUCUAAAUUGAGGGAAAUUAUAUUUUCUCUUUCUCUGCCUCCUUUUACUCCACAUGCGUACCAAAAUAAUUUCCAGAUCAGCUGUUCUAUAAAUUCCAACACAUCCCAUUCAUUAACUUUUCAUCUUUCCUCACACAACAUGGUAGAAAGAGCAUUGAAAAUUGGUGGUUCCCAACCUUGGGAUCAGGACCUAUCAAAGGAGGGGGGAGAUAAGUCAGAAGUGUGAUGUGAUUAUUAACAAUAUAUAAUAAGACAUACAGUUAUUUUAUUUUCUAAAAACAAUACAUAUGGUCAAAUUUGCUUAUGUUUCUCUUAUCUUUUCUGGUAUUUUAAAGAAAAAUCCUCAGAGGCCAAGAUCAUAUGUGAACAUCAAAUCCUCUUUUAAGAAGUCAUACCACAAAAAUGUUGUUUCCUCAUAGUGCGUAUUACUCCAAUCAUCCUACACUGUUUGAUCUGCACCUAUAUAAAUGAGUAAGACUUAAUAAUUUCCUGACAUCUUCUUGUCUUGAUAAACAAUCUGUCUUAUACAUUCUUGGAGUACUAUAUGAGGUUGACUUUCAUUUUCAGAGGAGCAGCUCUAGCAUUUAUGUCUGGGUCACGUUAGGUGACCUUAUUUAUCUCUACCUUUUGAAAAAGUCAACAACUAUUGAACAUUUGGUUCAAUGACACAAGACUUACCUGCGACUUUUUCUUAUGUGUGGUGAGUUUUUGCUUUCACCAGCUUUACCACUUUGUUGAUCAGAGGAAAUCGUACGAAAAGGCAACUAUUAUAGCUGAUUAACAAAGUGUCUGUUUUAUACAUUGUGUCUUAUGUUGCUCCAUAUAGAAAAGCGGGGGCAUACAUACAUUGAUAUUAGAAGUGUUGGUGGCAAAGCUUUACGAUGGUUUAUUAUUUCAGACUGUUACAUGAUUAUACUGUUUAAUUAAAUGACUGUUUGACUUUGGAUCUAACAUGCUCGGACAUGUUCCUGGUCGAUCAUUGCCAUGUUUGCAAGGCAAUGUAAAACUGAUUCCUCUAUGGACAGACUGUUGAGUUUCUAUAAGGCAGAUACUUUAAUCUUAAUCUCAUCGUCGAUAAUGAAUGUAAACGGUUAUGCAUUGCAACAAACAAAUAUAUAUACUCAUAUUGUUAGUGGGGAAUUUUUAUAGCAUGUUGCUUAACCGAAAACCUCCAGAGAGUGUCCGAAAAUGCAGCAAGGGAAUACAAUCUGCCAUGUGUGGGAUUUGAGCAGACACUUUGAAUUUAAGUGCCCAUUGUGAUGUCUGUCUGAUUCCAGUAAUGCUUGUGAAAUAUCAUAGGUGUAAAUGUACAAAAAGAUGGUUUAAAGUCACACUAAGAGUAAUGCUUCUUUUAUUAUCGCUGUGGCUAGACAUUUUGUCACUUCAGAGACUGUUGUCUUUAGAUGUGUCCUGAUUGGUCCGUUAUUGUGUGUAAACCAGUUUGUCCAUUGAUGUAUCGUUGUUCCGUGUCUGUCUUUAGAGACUAGCCUCUGCCUCAGUGUGGGGGGGAUUGUGAGGUUGAUACCCUAGAUUGUUGCUCUGUACAUCCUUUGAUUAGAUCAAGGUUGUUGAUCCUGGUCUAAGCAUUAGGAAAAGCACACAAUGUACUCUUUAAUCCUAAGUACAGAAUGUGCCGAGGCUUCAAACAGAAAGAGGAAGAGAGAAGGUCUCAAAUCACGUUUUUGUACGUUUGUCUUGCCGUAGAUAUUACAAGACAAAUGUUGCUGCCGAGGGCCAUUUUCUUAUAUCCUCUGCUCUGUGUAAAGCCGACUCCAUUGUCAGAUGCAUGAAAGGGAAAGCUUUUAGAUCACUUAUAGUUUUAUGGGCACAAAGGUAGCCUCAUCUUAGCUCAAAAUCAUUUUAUUUGCCAGAAAAAUGGUUUGUUUGAGUGCAGCUUUAAUCAGGAGCGUGAACAGGUUUGUGGUGCAGUUUUGGCUUCGUCAUGAAGGUUAUCUGAGACACACUUUUCAAAGCUCACAGGUGUGUGUCUGAGGUGAGUGGUCACUGGCAUAGACUGCAUCCUCUGAACAUAUCAGAACAAAAAUCCUUCUGACUAGUGUACUUUUAUUUGCUUUUGACUUGAGAGCUGCUUUCCUCUCAUCGGUUGGAGCUAUAAUGUGGGCUGGUCAAAGUAUACGGUGCCUAGAUUUUCUUUAAGGCAUUCUGUAGUUUAAUGCUGCUAUGUGAGAGAGUGUGUUUGUGUGUGUAUUCUGUAAAUUGUGUAUAUUUGUACAUUAAAUGGUUUCACAUUUUCUAGCAGUGCUUAGCAGUCUGUUUCUCAAAUAUAAACAGCAAAUAGUUCAUGUGAUCUUUGCAAAAAUAGUAUUUAGCAAUAGUAUUCACACUCUUUCCUUACUCUAGUUGACGCUGGUUGAUAGGAAAUUAGCUGUUGUAAAAAAAAAGAAGACAUUUACCUCUUUAUAUCCGAUCCGUGGGCUGUGCUGGGCUGAGGCCCUUGAUUGUACAUAGCAGCAAUUUAAAAGCCUUUGGCUCGUGUUUCUCCUAAGUGCAAACUCAGAUUAUUUGGUUUGAACCUGUAGCCCCUGUUUGUGCCGCUCUUCUGUUACUAUUACAUUCAAACUAAGCAUCUAUGUUUCUGAAUACUAUAUAACAGAAUAUCCUUAAUCCACCUUUUAAUCUUUUCUGAAAGUAUUUCAAUAUUCUCAAGAAAAGUUUCCAAUGUUGUUACUGUGUUUUCUUUUAAACCCCAAAGAUGGCGGCAAGAUUGUGAAUGGAAUCAUUCUUAUUAAGGUUGAUUUCUCUUGAAUUAUAAAAUGUGUCUUUUGUAGCAUAAAUUAUAUUGCUUUUCUUCCUUUUAUAAUGAAAACUACUCUCUUUUUUUAUUUAAGUACUAUUUGAAUAUUUGUUUGAAAAUUAAGACACAUUCAUUCUUAAUCUGGUCCUGCAUAUAUUUGCUCUAUCUUGUUAGUUUGACAUUGUUUGGUUCAAGACUCACAGCGAUCAACAACAUCCUUUUGCUCUGCUCAUUAAUUGGAAAUAUUCUGCAUAUAAAUCCAAAUCUAAACCUAGGACAAAGGAAGUAUUUUUAUCUUGCAGAAGACUAAAUCCUUUUUUAUUUUUAAAUAUUGUCUGGUAUUUGUUUAUUAGAAGAGCUAACAUUAAGCCCCUGGGAUUGAAUAUGGCACAAACAGGGACUAGUUUAAUUCCAACUCUAAUUUCAAAUGGAAGCCAAACUGAUCUGAGUUCAGUGUAUAUAGAAGUAGUUCAACUUUAUUUUGCCUAGUCAGCAGCUAGUAUGUACAGACAAAACGCCCAAACUCUACCCUCAUUGUUACUGAAGGCCAAUGCCUGAUAUAAGACUGUUACCUCGCAGAGUUUUGACUGUAAAAAGGACUGUUUACUUCUGCUUAUCAAGAUAGUAUUUAUUCUAUAUUUGUACUGACUUGAUUUUGUAAUGCCAAGAAUUUAAAAAGUCAAAAAUAAACACAGAGCCCACAUUAGUACAACUGAACUUGUUUGCCAGGAAUAAAACAAAACAUGAAACCCUGUCGAUUCAGGAUUACUGAAGACUGUUUGUCUCCCAGGAGACAAAGCGUUCUCCUUUUCCUCCUGCAGCUACAAGACAGCAGGGUUUAUACGAGUAUCUGUAUGUGAUUCUUUGUGGAAUAGUUCAGAUUAAUAUUGCUACAACUGUGGUGUUCCUUUAGGGUAUACUUGUGUAUUUUUACCUGCAGCUCUUACUGUGUUGUACGCAUGUGUGAGAGAGUUACCGUCAGCCGUAUUGUCGUGACGUCAAAUCAUUGUUGCUUAUUAUCAGGCCAAAGUUGAUCGUUGUUAAACUGAUAUUUGUCAAUAUGAAUAUUCAAACAUUUAUAUGUCAUCAUGAAUAUCAAGUCACUUUUGUACCUUGGUUUAAAGCAAAAGGGAAUUCUGAUGUAAAAUCCAAACAAAGCUAUGCUCUGACAUUUGAAACAUUUCUUUGGUUGCUGAAUCCUGGUGCUUUUUUUUCUCAGACAAGUGGAUUUCUAUUUUUUAGAUUGCAUUUAAGUUUUUUCCAUUGAUGCUCAUUUGUAAUAUAUGUUGGGGCCAGAUAACUGAGCUACUUUAUUUGACAGAAACUGUGGAUUUUGUGUCAAAAUAAAUAAGUGCGACUAGAAA
Molecule: messenger RNA, 6244 nt
Organism: Notolabrus celidotus (New Zealand spotty)
Lineage: Eukaryota; Metazoa; Chordata; Actinopteri; Labriformes; Labridae
Product: WW domain-binding protein 1-like
Exons: 6
Coding region: 391-1125 (244 amino acids)
Source: RefSeq, a predicted model, not a curated record